Oikopleura dioica is the source of this 762-nucleotide messenger RNA. The record is from the annotation of a GenBank genome assembly. Lineage: Eukaryota; Metazoa; Chordata; Appendicularia; Copelata; Oikopleuridae.
AUGAAGUUCGCCACCGCUGUACUCUCACUCGCCAUGGCUGAGACCGAUGUGCGCGUCAUCGGCGGCUACACUCCCCCCGCUCAUCGUGAAAAUUACAUUCUCUCCCUCCAGCGAUCUCGACUGAGAAGCCACUUCUGCGGCGCUUCCCUUGUUUCAGCCAACAAGGCAAUUUGCGCUGCCCAUUCAAAGUUCAUAAACGUUAAGAUCCUCCGUUGUAACUCAUAUAAGUCUGAAAGCUCCCAGCAAGUGCAGACUGUCUCUGACCAGAAGUCACACCCGCAAUACAACUCCAGCACUUUUGCAAACGAUAUUUCCGUCUUGACAAUGCUGAACAGCUUCACUUUGAACGAUUACGUUCGACCAAUCGCCCUUCCAGCAGCGAGGUCUUCCGAGUGGAUGACUUCUGGAACUUCCCUCCGCGUUUGUGGAUGGGGAAAUACUUCUACAACGGAGAAUGUUUACCCAGCAACCCUCAAAUGUGUUGAGGUCCCUUACGUCACUAAUGCCGAUUGCAAUGCUCCCGAGUCUUACGACGGCGGAAUUCUGUCGGGCAUGUUCUGCGCCGGAUUAAGUCAAGGUGGCAAAGAUGCUUGCCAGGGUGAUUCCGGUGGACCAGUCACCAAGGACUUCGGAACCAGCGUCUCAGACUCCAUCCUCGUCGGCGCUACUUCCUGGGGCUAUGGUUGCGCUCAGCCAAACUACCCUGGCGUUUACUCUGAUGUCGCCAUGUUCCGAGAGGAUUUCAUUGACCAAAAUAUGUAA